AUGUCUAUUUACUCGACCACCCAUCAGCCUACUAAUGGUGUCGCCCAGAUGAGCGACGGUACCAUUGAUCCAUCAGCGCUCAAUCCGCUGACCGGCAAUGCCAUCGACCCCUCGUCGCGUGGUCUCAAGCGUAGUAGAUCUCCGGACCCCGGAUAUGGCGACUACCUGCACACAGGCGAUGAUGAUGACACGAAGCCACGGAAGCGUGGUCGGCCACCCAAAACACCUCGUACCUCAGGUGACUACACCAGCCAUGCCGACUCACUACCUACGCCUGCCAGCCAGAUAUCACCCGACCUAUCACAAACACCUCACAUGAAGUCGCAAGGACUUCCUUCCGGCAGCGGGUCACAGACAUCGCCACCACGGACAACGCCACAGAAACCAACCACCCUUAAAGCUCUACCUACUGUAAGAGAUCACACAACAGACCAGCUGGGACCAGAGGGCGACGAAUAUGUUGCGCGCGACUUCGACGAGAAUGGCGAAAAGAAGGUGGACACCAUGGGCUACCUACAAGGCGGUCGCGACUACAAGAUACGGACAUUCAAGCUUCCUGGACGCGGCGAGAAGCUGUUCAUGCUUGCGACGGAGUGUGCGCGAACACUGCAGUACCGCGACAGCUAUUUGCUCUUCAACAAGAAUCGAUCGCUGUUUAAGAUCAUAGCGAGUCCUAAGGAGAAAGAGCAGCUUGUUCAGGAGGAGAUAUUGCCUUAUUCCUACAGGUCACGUCAAAUAGCCGUCGUCACUGCGCGAUCGAUGUUCCGACAAUUCGGCAGCCGAGUCAUCAAAGAUGGUCGUCGCGUUCGGGAUGACUACUGGGAAGCCAAGGCGAUAAAGCAAGGCUUCACAGAGGACGAUCCCGCUGGUGAGAAGCGACCAGGCCAGACUCGAGCCAGAGAAGCCGCAGCAGCAGCGCAGGCACAGGAACUCAGCGCACGGCAGCUCAGCGCAUAUGGAGACGUUGUCUACACUUCAGUGGGUCAGUAUGGUCCGAUGGGCUUCCACAGCAUGGCACCACAGAUGGGCAUAAUCCCUAGCUUCGAUUACACCCACGACCCCAAAUACCGAGACGUACAAAGACCACGGCAAGAUCUCACAGGACCGCCAUAUAUGGACUUGACUCGACCGAGUUCGGAAGCCGAGAUGGCUGGACAGUCAACACAUGCUGCAGAUUUUAGUAGAACCAUCAACCAGCAAGCCAAGUAUCGACGGAACAUUGUACAGGAAUACUGGCAGCGACCACACGAUCCACCGGUUACUACGCCUCCGCCAGAAGGCACUGACGUCAACACAGCUCGCGACUUCUCUGCCUCUCAUCCCUUCGGCGCUGAUGGUACGAGUAAUGAUCUGUCCGUCACACAAGCACCCAGCAACACAGCAACAACCCAAGCAAUGAAUCCUCCCUCAUUCGCUAUGCCAACGAACCCACUCCAGUCCCCGUCGCGACAGCCCUCGAUGGGUAGCACCUACGGUCGCGAUAACGCAUCACAGUUCAACACGCCUCAACACCAGCAAUUCCAACGAUCGUCCUCCAAUCUAUCCAUGUCAUCACAAACGCCCGGCGGCAUGCCACAAUACGCUGGCAACUUCUCUCCCCACACGUCGCAGCAACAAGCAGCAGCACAUUCGUCCUGGGGUGGUCCGCCUUCACAGCCUCCGCUGCAUAGAAUGAGCUCUGGCCAGUACGCGGCCAUGAACCAGAAUCAGAUGCCUUCGCCUGCCAUGUCUGGUCAUCCGUCGCCUCAUGCUGCCGCGAACCAGAUGCAGCCGCCGCAGAUGGCUAUGAUGCAGGGCCAGACUCAGAACAUGGGUGGUCAGCACCUCAUUGGGCCUGGCAUGGGCUUACAGGCUAUGAAUGCGGGCAAUUACCCUGGUCUGAACCCGAUGGCGAGGCAGCAGGCGAACAUGUACGGGGGAGGAAUGAACCAGCGCAGUUCAUGCAGCAGCAGCAACAAGGUCAGCCGGGACAACAAGGGUGGCCACAGCAGCAGCAGGGUCAGGGUGCUGGUCAACAAUGGCCUUACGGCGGCUCGUAGAAUGGGCUUACGGAGCCAGACUGGAAUGACGGCUCGUAGAAUGGGCUAA
Molecule: messenger RNA, 2088 nt
Organism: Cyphellophora attinorum
Lineage: Eukaryota; Fungi; Ascomycota; Eurotiomycetes; Chaetothyriales; Cyphellophoraceae
Product: Chromatin structure-remodeling complex subunit rsc7
Exons: 3
Coding region: 1-2088 (695 amino acids)
Source: RefSeq, a predicted model, not a curated record